UCCUGAACGAACUGUCAGCAGCACGACGCUGUAGUUUGGUCCUCCUGCCUGAUGGAGGCGGCAGAUGCUCCAAACUUCGUUUGAAACCGGAAACAGGAAGUAGAUCAGCGACAGGCUGGCGUGUUUGUGUUUGGGGGCAAAAUAGUUAAUUUUCAGUUUUAAAUGUUGACGUUUAUUUGAGUGAACGGAGUUUGUGUGAAGUUAAAUCACUGAAGGAAACGUCGGAGUCGAGUUAACCGAUGAGUUUGACUCUGAACCGGGCUCGUUGGUCUCCUUAGCCCCUGUUAGCUCACGGAGCCGCUUUGUGGGGAUGGGUCGGGAUAAGAGACCUCCGAUAGGACCCCCGGGCGAAGACGGGCCUCCGUUCGACAUGGGUCCACCUGGCUGGGGCCCUCCUCCGCCGGGAGGAUGGGAGCCCCCUCCGCAUGGAGGCUGGGGCCCACCGCCGCCUGAGGGAUGGCCUCGGCCGCCAGAUGAGUGGGGACCUCCGCCCCCGGGCGGAUGGGGUCCACCGCCACCUGACUGGGAUCUGAGAGGGCCCCCCCAUCCUGACUGGGGACCAAGAGGACCACCACACGGAUGGGGGCCUCAUCCCGACGACUGGUUGCCUCCUCCAGAAGACUGGAGACGUUUACACCCCGAAGACUGGAGACGUUUACACCCCGAAGACUGGAGACAUUUACACCCCGAAGACUGGGGACCUGACCGGCCUCCCCCUCCCGGCUGGGGACACCCGGGCUGGGGUCCCGAAGGUCCUCCUGAGCCGUGGGGACCUGAGGCUGUACCUCCUCCUGGCAUGCCUCUCCCACCCCCCGUAGCGAUGCCUCCCCCGGACCCUGCAGCCUACGCCCCGGUGGCCGUUCCUCCGGUGCCUCCUCCAGGAUGCGUCCCUCCUUACGCGUUCCCGGCCUUCCCUCCUCCCGGCUGGGCAGGAGAGACGAUCCUGGAGGAACAGAUGCCCAACCCUCCGCCCGACCAGCCUGAGUGGAUUAAAGCAUUGAUUUCAGUUCCACCCACCGAGUCGACUCCAAGUGACACUAAAGAAUCCACAGAGGAACCAGCUGACACCAAAACACCUGCUGCCACCACCCCCGCUCCGAAACCUAAACCUGAACCCAGUAAGGCUGCCAGGGCGCUUGGCCUGCUGGGAAAACGCACGUUUGAUAAGCCUCCUCCUGGCAGGUCUACAGGGAUCAUCUCCUUCAUCGGGCCGACAUUCGGUUACAUCGAGAGAGAAGAUCUUGAGAAGUUCACCUUCAGCUUCGAAGCUUUCUUUGGAAACCCCAAAGCCAUGACGCCUGGGGUCAGAGUUCACUUCACUGGCUGUAAGGAAAAGAACAGUCUGAUAGCAACGGACGUUAAAGUGGCGCCAGGUGGGACGGAGAACGUGGACCCAGAGAUCUACGAGGCCGUCGUCACUCAGCCAAUCGUGGAGCCUCAGCCCGGCGAGCGUCAGUACCCAGGUCAGGUUCAUGUGAACAUUGGACCUCUGAGGACCAACCUGACUUUUGACAGGAAGGACAGCAUGGUGACGCUGCUGAAGAACGACCAGGUGCUCAUCAACCUGCUGAUGGACAUUGUGACGGAGAAACGGCGAGCUACCAACAUCAAACCCAAAAUUCCUGCCACCUUUAGCCACACCAACGAGACCAGGGAGAAGGGCGUCAUCAUCAGCCUGAAAGAUAACAAAGGCAUCAUCAAGUCUGACGAACACAGUGAGCUUCCAUUCGACAUCAAAGAAAACUUUAGUGAUGUGGAGUUCACCACUGAGGACAUCAAUGAGGAGGUUGAGUUCAGCAUCGUCACGGUGAGGAGUUUGUCCUCUGUACCUGUCAACUUGAUUAAAAUAUAG
Molecule: messenger RNA, 1852 nt
Organism: Paralichthys olivaceus (Japanese flounder)
Lineage: Eukaryota; Metazoa; Chordata; Actinopteri; Pleuronectiformes; Paralichthyidae
Source: RefSeq, a predicted model, not a curated record